Molecule: messenger RNA, 1458 nt
Organism: Zingiber officinale
Lineage: Eukaryota; Viridiplantae; Streptophyta; Magnoliopsida; Zingiberales; Zingiberaceae
Product: protein WVD2-like 3
Exons: 7
Coding region: 215-1216 (333 amino acids)
Biological process (GO): microtubule cytoskeleton organization
Molecular function (GO): microtubule binding
Source: RefSeq, a predicted model, not a curated record
GCAGCUCCACUCUGUAACGCCGUGGAGAGGAGUACAGCCAAGCUCGCAACUCGCAAGCGGAUAGGAAAGCGAAGGGGCCGGCGGACGGCAGCGGUGGGAUAAGGAGAAAGUGAAGGAUAGUUGAGGCGGAGGAAGGUGAAAUCGCAAGCCAUUGGUUGGUUUUUUCCCCCUCUGUCUCGUUAGGUUUUGGCACCUUGGUUUUCUUUGGAAUCAAAUGUUGGAGCGAGCGAAAAGUAAUUUGUUAAUGGGUGGGGAAAUCAUUAAAGUGGCUUUUGAUGGAAAGUCAGACCAUGCAGUAAGGAUGCUAGAUGAUGAGAAUUCUCAUAGGCAACAAGAACUGCCUCUUCUCAGUGAUCUGUGUGUGGAUGACGAUACAGCAGAAAAUAAGCAUAUUAUUCACAAGUCAUUAAAUCAAAAAAAGUCAGCUGCACUGAAACCAGCUAAUUCUGGAAAUUCACAGUCUAACCGCACUGUUCCUCAGCCUUUCACUCUUGCAACUGAAAAGCGUGCUUCUGGUGGACAUCACUCUAUCAUUUCUGUAACUGUGAAUGCAGGCAAACACGCAACUGUAGAAUAUCUCCAGUCCAGAAAUAUCACAAACAAGCCUCAGGUGACCUAUCCAUUGAGAAGCUCAAUUCUCACAUCCAGGAAGCCUUUGCAACUUCAUAAUGCAACGCAAGCAGAUGAAGAAGAGUCUCACUCUUUUGCUUUAGCUACACCAUCUGUAAGAACUUUGAGAGGCAAAACAACUGUAGCAACUGCCCCUAGUUUCAGAUGCAGUGAGCGUGCAGACAAGAGAAAGGAGUUCUACUCCAAGUUGGAACAGAAACACCUAGCUUUGGAGGCAGAAAAAAAUCAGUCUGAAGCUAGGAUCCGGGAAGAGCAAGAGGCAGCUCUGAAAAAGUUGAGGAAGAGGUUAUCAUUCAAAGCACACCCAAUUCCUAGCUUCUACCAUGAGGGUCCUCCUCCGAAGGCUGAGCUAAAGAAGGUACCUCCUACUCGAGCGAAAUCCCCAAAACUCACUCGAAGAAAGAGCUACAACGAUGCCACCCCAGCUGAAGGACUCAACUGUGCUAGAACUUGCGGACAAUCUCAUCAUCACUGUGCCAUUGUUGACACUGAGGAUAUUAAGAAGAAUGUGAAAGGCAGAGAAAACAUCAAAUGCAGGCUCACUGUUAUUGAUCAGACAACGGCUGCAGUCAUGUUACGGACAUGAAAUGCAUUUUGGAUUUUAAUUUACCUCAAAAAAUUCAAACUGUAUCUAGAUGGUGUGAUGUUUGCGGAGCCUUUGAGAGCAAAUGGUGGGAUGCUUAAUGCUGUAAAUUGUGUUAUUUAUAUACAUGCGAGUAAGAAGAUGAGAGUUGCUUACUAUUUAUUAUUUAUUUUCCAAGUAAGAGGUGUGUAUAUGUAUCUGUGCUAAACUAAAGAGCAGGCAGCUUGACUGCUUGUUAUUUGUUU